AUGGACCACCGGGGGGUGGGGAACGACAUAGAAAGUCACGAAUGUCCGGGGACGGAGGGAGGAGCGAUGGAGCGGAACGGCUCUGAUGUCUCCGACAUGAGGGAGCCCCUCCUGCUGCGGAAGCGCACCAAGAAUACCACGUCCCAGAUGGCCAUUGUUGGUGCCAACAUCUGCCCUAUUGAGAGCCUCGAUUACGAGUAAGUAGUCAGAAUUAUUAAUGUCAUUCCUUUAACAUGUGGCUGACUGAAAGGAUCAAUGUUAUUUUCCAAUUAAACCUAUAGCUUUAAAUAUUUUUUCCGAUUACAGGAUUGUAGAGAACGAUCUAUUCAAGCAAGACUGGAGGUCGAGGAGGAAGGUCCAGAUAUACCAGUACAUUGUGCUCAAAUGGACCCUUGCUCUCCUAAUUGGCCUGGGCACAGGGCUGGUGGGCUUCUUCAACAAUCUGGCGGUUGAAAACAUUGCCGGGUUCAAACUCCUGCUGACAAGCGAUCUCAUGCUUGUGAAGAGGUAAAUGAAAAGGCUCGCAUUUUUUUUUCUCUUAAAUGAUCAUGGCAAUUUUAAGUUCAAGUUCAGUUUAACUCUAGGAUCAGUUUGGCAUUUGGUGGAUUGACAGAUUCAAAGGUCAAGGCCAUUUAUUUCUGAUUCUGUUUUCCAGUACAGAUAUUACAUGGCAUUUUUUGCGUUUGCUGGUUGCAAUUUAGUUCUUGCUGCCAUCGCAGCAGCAGUCUGCGCUUAUAUUGCACCUGCAGCAGCAGGGUCUGGCAUACCUGAAGUUAAGGCGUAUCUGAAUGGUGUCGAUGCUCAUUCCAUUCUGGCCCCGAGUACACUCUUUGUGAAGGUAAUGUUGGAGCUCACACGCACUACUCAGUAGAGAUGAAUUGCUAGCGCCAAGAUUCUGAAUCAAUCAUUGCAAAAGCAUCUAAAUAAUGUCGUAUUCUAUUUGAACAGUGUUAUAGAUUUGAUCAGAAAAGACAAUAAGACUUACAGAAUCAAUCUGUCAGGCAAAGGUUUGAUCAUUUAUGUUGAUUUAUAUUUGGAUUGUAAGCAUUGCCACUUCUUUUAUUAAAUUCACCUAGGCAGGGACCAUUAUGCUCCGAAGCAUCCACUAAUCAUUAAUAGAUUACUUUGGAUAAUAGUAUGUGAUUCAAUGAAACAUGUCGAUAACAUCAUUUGACCUUUCCCAGUGAGGAGAAUGGCAAGAAGGAAACUUUUCUGCAUUUUUAUGCAAUGGAACGAAUAAAUUAACCAUCUUACUUCUCCAGGGAGAAGGUGUUUGGAUUGGAGGAGGGAAUGAAUACGGGUCAUAUGUGACGUCUUUCUUUACUGGUAUUCAUAUUUUAUCAGCAGAUAUAAAUAAGAGCAAGGAGAGAUUGGGUAACCGGUAUUUGAUUUUGACAUGCGGCUGUCAAUUUUAUUUCUCAUGAUAUUACCAAAAAUAAUCAAUUUUCAUUGUUGCCGAUUUAUCAUAUGUUAGCUUUUUUUAAGUGUUUCUCACGACAUCAGGACGUGGAUUUUCCGGAAUCAUACAUAAAUCGUGAAAAAAACUGUUUUUUCCACAUUUAAAGCUGGAUAUUGAAUAAUUAUCCAUAUUUAUCAAAAAUAGGUAAGCAACUGGUACAAUGGUUCCGUAUCUUUCUCUGGACAGUCGAUCGUAGGACGUAGGAAGGAGUAAUUUUUCUUUAUGCACCUACACUUUUUGUCUUUGGGAUCGUACUUUAUUCCUUUGUAAAGAAAUAUGAUGGCCCUACAUCAUCUGUUUUUGGGAAAGCAUUGUCAAGCGUCAACCUUUCUUGUCUGCAGAUAAUUGGUUCUAUAUUUGGUGUCUCCGCUGGGUUUGUGCUGGGUAAGGAGGGACCGAUGGUCCACACAGGGGCAUGCAUUGCUUCAAUACUCGGGCAGGGUGGAUCGCGCAAGUACCAUCUGACGUGGACCUGGCUUAGAUACUUCAAGAAUGAUCGGGACAGACGGGACCUGAUCACCUGCGGGGCUGCAGCGGGCGUGGCGGCCGCCUUCAGGGCCCCUGUUGGUGGCGUCCUCUUCGCCCUCGAAGAAGCAGCCUCUUGGUAACCCCUUCGACCUGUUCGCGGUUUCCUACCCCUCAUCUGAGGCAAACUUCUUUCCGUCCGCCCAUGAUUUCUUUCAUAUUCAAUGAUUUAUGCACGAUUCGAUGAUUUUCUGUGCCUCCCAGGUGGAGGAGCUCUCUCCUGUGGAGGACUUUCUUCACCACGGCCGUCGUCGCGGUGGUGCUGAGAACUCUCAUAGAAUACUGCCAGAGCGGAAAAUGUGGGCUCUUUGGGAAAGGCGGCCUGAUAAUGUUCGACAUCAGCUCGACCGUCAUCAGCUACAGCACUCCCGAUCUUCUGGUCGUCCUCAUCCUCGGCGUCACCGGCGGCAUCUUCGGCGGGCUCUUCAACUUCCUCCUCAACAAGAUCCUCCGCGUCUACAGCAUCAUCAACGAGUAAGCCACUCCCCCAACUCCAUGCUAGUUUUAAUCCCAAUAAUCUAGAGAGAGAGAAAAUUUGCUAAUAGAGAGAGAGGGAAAUGAUUUUUUCAGGAAGGGAGCGCCGUUCAAGAUUCUGCUGACGAUGGGUAUAUCGCUGGUGACCUCGUUCUGCGCGUACGGCCUGCCGUGGUUCGCGCGGUGCACGCCGUGCCCGGCGGGGCUGAAGGAGCAGUGCCCGACCAUCGGCCGCUCCGGCAACUUCAAGAACUUCCAGUGCCCCCCCGGCCACUACAACGACCUGGCCUCCCUGUUCCUCAACACCAACGACGACGCUAUCCGCAACCUCUUCAGCGGCAACACCGACAACGAGUUCCGCAUCUCCACGCUGCUCAUCUUCUUCACCGCCGUCUACCUCCUCGGCCUGUUCACCUACGGCAUCGCCGUCCCAUCCGGGCUCUUCAUCCCCGUGAUCCUCGCUGGCGCCUCCUACGGCCGCAUCUUCGGCACCCUCCUCGGCUCCGUCUCCGACCUCGACGCGGGCCUCUUCGCCCUCCUCGGCGCCGCCUCCUUCCUCGGCGGCACGAUGAGGAUGACUGUCUCUGUCUGCGUCAUCCUCCUGGAGCUCACCAACGACCUGCUGAUGCUCCCACUGGUCAUGCUCGUGCUGCUCGUGUCCAAGACGGUGGCGGACAGCUUCAACAAGGGGGUCUAUGACCAGAUCGUCACCAUGAAGGGGCUGCCUUACAUGGAGGCCCAUGCGGAGCCCUACAUGCGGCACCUGGUCGCCGGGGACGUGGUCUCCGGCCCGCUGAUCAUUUUCUCCGGCGUGGAGAAGGUGGGCAACAUCAUGCACGGCCUGCGGCUCACUGGGCACCACGGGUUCCCCGUGGUGGACGAGCCGCCCUACACCGAUGCGCCGGAGCUGUGCGGGCUGGUGCUGAGGUCUCAUCUGCUGGUGCUGCUCAAGGGGAAGAAGUUCACCAAGGAGAGGGUGGCCACCGGGGUCUCCCAGGUGUCUAGGAACUUCGGGGCGUUUGACUUCGCCAAGGCCGGAUCCGGGAAGGGAGUCAAGCUCGAGGACCUGGAGAUCGAGGAGGAAGAUAUGGAAAUGUAUGUCGAUCUCCACCCCAUCACCAACACCUCGCCUUAUACCGUGGUGGAGACCAUGUCGCUGGCCAAAGCUGCUGUUCUCUUCCGUGAGCUCGGUCUCCGCCAUCUCUGCGUCGUCCCCAAGACCCCCGGGGUAAGCCCCCCCUCCCCUCUCUCUCUCUCUCUCUACUACUCUCGUCUUCCUGCUGUCGAGGUUUUUCUUUUUUUUCAUCUCCGAUUACCCAACCCGUUCUAGAAAGGUAAUAUCGGCAGCCAAGAACGCCAUUAAGUCUGGAGCUCUGUAACAGGGAGCUGACGCUCGUUCUAUCUCGCAGAGGCCGCCGGUGGUCGGAAUCCUGACGAGGCACGAUUUCAUGCCGGAGCACAUUCUCGGACUGUUCCCCCAUUUCAAGCCCCGCAAGUGGAGUUGA
Messenger RNA from Spirodela intermedia, 3963 nucleotides. Lineage: Eukaryota; Viridiplantae; Streptophyta; Magnoliopsida; Alismatales; Araceae. The record is from the annotation of a GenBank genome assembly.